AUGAAGGGCUCCAGGGAUGAAGAGUGGGAGAGCGUUCCUGCCCUGGGGGUAAAAGCCAUGUACCAGUUUGCCACCAUGGUGAAGGCAAAGCCAGAUACCAGCAACAUGGCAAAUGUCUUAGUCAUCAUGGAUCACUACAUCAGAUAUGCGCAGGCUUUCCUUACCAAGGACCAGAGGGCAUUCACGGUGGCCAAAGUAUUAUGGGAGAAGUUGUCCCGCAGCUGGAGGUACCUUUUCGUCCGGGUUGAGGCGAGCUGCUCGGCAGGAUCUGCGUCUUUGGGUAGGGUCCGCGCCGCCUUCCAUCCGCUUUUGCUGAAGAGGCUACGGCCGCUGACCGACGGCCGCGGUCGCCCCGAUGCCCCGGCAGGCUCGAGCGCGUCCCCGUCGCCAUGGCAACGGCACCCGGCGGCACCGGUGCCCGUUAACGGUCGGCGGCGGGAGGAGUGGACGCUAACAGCGGGCACACCAUCACUGCAUGUUCCAAUGGCUAUGGAUUCGCCCCAGCUGUCGAUCUCGGCUGCCCCAGCGAUCCAGGGCAUUUUGAAAAUCCGGACUCCAGUGCCAUCACCGCGUGUUCCAAUGGCCAUGGAUUCGCCCCAGCUGUCGAUCUCGGCUGCCCCAGCGACCCAGGGCAUUUUGAAAAUCCAGACUCCAGCACCAUCAACGUGGGUUCCAAUGACCAUGGACAGCUUCAAAGUGAUUGCGCAACCACCGACUGCGACUCCAGCCUUGAACUCCAGGCCAGGUCUUCACAUGCUGUGAUUGUGACUCCCGUCUCCCCUUCCCACACCACCACUCUGCAAUCCCCUCUCCCUCAGAUCCCAUCGUCAGCUCCUGGGCCCUCAGAGGCUCCAUCUUCCUCUCACCCCAACCCUUCCCUCUCCACCGACACCACCAGCCUCCCUCCUUCCCCCCUCUGAUCCCAUCUCUCAUCCGUGCCGGGUCUUUACCAUUCCCUCUGACCUUCAACUCUCUGAGGCAGAGUGCUCUGUCCUCAUUAAGGGCCUCACCUUUGUCCCCCUUUGCCCACACCUCAGUGAGUUCCGCAUACGCCAUGACGCUGAACUCUUCUUCCACUGGCUCGGUCUCCGAGCUUACUUCUUUGACAAGGUCUCUCCUACCCCCACCGAUGACUCCUCCUCUCGUCUUCAACCCUCCUCCUCUUCAUGGACACCCUGCUCUGGUCUUCUGCCUGCUCUGAAUCUCUUUAUUGCUAAUUGUCGACGGGACAUCAACCGUCUUAACUUCACCACACCCUGUUCCAAUUCCAACCUCACUCCUUCCGAACGCUCUGCUCUCCGCUCCCUCCGCACCAAUCCCAACCUCACUAUAAAACCUGCAGAUAAGGUGGGGAGCUGUUGUCUGGCGUACUGACCUCUACCUGGCCCAGGCACAGUGACAACUCUCUGAUACCUCCUCUUAUUUACCCCUUGAUCAUGACCCCACUAAGGAGCACCAGGCCACUGUCUCCUAUACCAUCACCAACCUUAUCAGCUCUGGGGAUCUCCCAUCCACUGCCACCAACCUCAUAGUUCCCACACCCCGCACUUCCCGUUUCUACCUCUUACCUAAGAUCCACAAACCUGCCUGUCCAGGUAGACCUAUUGUCUCAGCUUGCUCCUGCCCCUCUGAACUCAUUUCUGCAUACCUUGACACUGCCUUAUCCCCCCUUGUUCAAUCUCUUCCCACCUAUGUUCGUGACACUUCUCAUGCUUUGAAUUUUUUCAAUGAUUUUAAGUUCCCUGGCCCCCACCGUCUUAUUUUCACCAUGGACGUCCAGUCCCUAUAUACCUCCAUCCCUUACCGAGAUGGUCUUGAAGCUCUUUGCUUUUUUUUGGAUUCCAGACCUAACAAAUUCCCCUCUACCACCACUCUCCUCCGUCUAGUGGAAUUAGUUCUUACUCUCAAUAAUUUCUCCUUUGGCUCCCCCCACUUCCUCCAAACCAAGGGUGUAGCCAUGGACACCCGUAUGGGUCCCAGUUAUGCCUGCCUUUUUGUUGGGUUUGUGGAACAGUCCAUGUUCCAAGUCUAUAACGGUAUCCAACCCCCUCUUUUCCUUCGCUACAACGACGACUGCAUUGGCACUGCCUCUUGCACGCAUGCUGAGCUUGUCGACUCCAUUAACUUUGCCUUCAACUUUCACCCUGCCUUCAAAUUUACCUGGUCCAUUUCCGACAUCUCCCUCCCCUUUCUUGUCUUUCUGUCUCCAUCUCUGGAGAUGGCCUAUCUACUGAUAUCUACUAUAAGCCUACACAGCUACCUGGACUAUUCCUCUUCCCACCCUGUCUCUUGCAAAAAGGCUAUCCCCUUCUCACAAUUCAUCCGCUUCCGCCGCAUCUGCUCUCAGGAUGAGGCCUUUCAUUCCAGGACGAAGGAGAUGUCUUCCUUUUUUAAACAAAGGAUCUUCCCUUCGUCCACCAUCAACUCUGCUCUCAAACGCAUUUCUCCCAUUUCCCACACA
This is a messenger RNA of Hypanus sabinus (Atlantic stingray), 2461 nucleotides long. RefSeq lists its product as uncharacterized. The record is from RefSeq and is a predicted model, not a curated record. The transcript has 4 exons. Bases 1 to 762 code for a protein of 253 amino acids. NCBI's taxonomy places the organism in Eukaryota, Metazoa, Chordata, Chondrichthyes, Myliobatiformes, Dasyatidae.